This is a messenger RNA of Austrofundulus limnaeus, 2138 nucleotides long. Its product is annotated as neuronal acetylcholine receptor subunit non-alpha-3. The coding region runs from base 278 to 1717 and encodes 479 amino acids. The record is from RefSeq and is a predicted model, not a curated record. The transcript is spliced from 8 exons. Lineage: Eukaryota; Metazoa; Chordata; Actinopteri; Cyprinodontiformes; Rivulidae. Gene Ontology annotation, cellular component: postsynaptic membrane. Gene Ontology annotation, biological process: monoatomic ion transmembrane transport. Gene Ontology annotation, molecular function: acetylcholine-gated monoatomic cation-selective channel activity; transmembrane signaling receptor activity.
CCCCACUCUCCUGUCCCGCCCUCUGCCCGGUCCCGCGGCUCGGUUCGGUUCUUCACUCACACGUAUAGAGAAGCUACAGAGAAACACAGCAGGCGGCAGGAAGCCCGGAGGAAGGACGGACGCGAGCCGCACCGCUGCGCACUGAGAAGGUGGUACCGGGUUGUAUACGGAGUCACCAAGAUCCGGUGGUCCUGGCUGAUCAGGGGUCCCACAUGGCCGCUGGAGGGACGCAUCCUGCAGGGCAGCGUGGACCGUAGAACUGGAUCUGGGGCUGAAGAUGCGAGCAGGGAACAUUAUGAAGUUUGCGGUGGCGGUGUUGUGGUUCUCCUUCUUGGCUCUUGGGAAGGCUGUUCUACAAGAAGCCACAGAAGACUUUGUGUCUCUGGCGGAGAUGGAGGACUCCUUGCUGAGAAACCUCUUCAAAGGUUACCAGAAGUGGGUGCGGCCCAUCCAGCACGCCAACGACACCAUCACAGUACGCUUUGGACUGAAGAUCUCUCAGUUGGUGGACGUGGAUGAAAAGAACCAGCUGAUGACUACAAACGUCUGGCUCUGGCAGGAGUGGACCGAUGUGAAGCUGAAGUGGAACCCAGAUGACUAUGGGGGCAUCACCUCCAUCAGAGUGCCGUCAGAGACCAUUUGGCUGCCUGACAUUGUUCUGUAUGAAAAUGCUGAUGGUCGAUUCGAAGGCUCCUUGAUGACUAAAGCGAUCGUUCGCUGGGAUGGCACCAUAACAUGGACUCCACCUGCCAGUUAUAAGUCCUCCUGCACCAUGGACGUCACCUUCUUCCCCUUCGACCGACAGAACUGCUCCAUGAAGUUUGGUUCGUGGACUUACGAUGGACACAUGGUGGACCUGGUCCUGGUGGAUCACUACGUGGACCGCAAGGACUUCUUUGACAACGGCGAGUGGGAAAUCCUGAACGCCACAGGAGUGAAAGGAAGCAGGAGAGACGGGGUGUACUGGUACCCGUUCAUCACCUACUCCUUCAUCCUGAAGAGGCUGCCACUGUUCUACACCCUGUUCCUCAUCAUCCCGUGCCUCGGCCUGUCCUUCCUGACUGUGCUGGUGUUCUAUCUGCCGUCGGACGAGGGCGAGAAGCUGUCGCUUUCCACGUCAGUGCUGGUGUCGCUCACAGUGUUCCUGUUGGUCAUUGAAGAAAUCAUCCCGUCAUCCUCAAAGGUGAUCCCACUGAUUGGAGAGUACCUCCUCUUCAUCAUGAUCUUUGUCACCUUCUCCAUCAUYGUCACAGUUUUUGUGAUAAACGUCCAUCAUCGCUCCUCUGCCACCUACCACCCCAUGGCCCCCUGGGUAAAGAGCCUGUUUCUUCAGAGACUGCCCAGGCUGCUGUGUAUGAGGGGUCACACUGAUAGAUACCACUUCCCAGAUAUUGAGAUGAGGAGCCCUGAGCUGAAGCCUCGGCGAGGUCUGGGGAGGAGGGGCGUUCCAGGUGGCCAGCAGAGAGGAGCCCUCRGGGGGACGGAGGACGAGAACCAAGCCUGGCUGGCGAUGCUGGAAAAAGCCACWAACUCGGUUCGCUACAUCAGCCGCCACAUCAAGAAGGAGCAYUUCAUACGAGAGGUCGUACAGGACUGGAAAUUUGUGGCUCAGGUGUUGGACCGGAUUUUCUUGUGGGCCUUCCUAACAGUCUCAAUCCUGGGAACUAUUCUAAUCUUCACUCCGGCUCUGCACAUGUACCUCAGCACACCGUCAUGAAACCAUCAACUCAUUUAUUUAUUUUUUUUUUUUUUUGGUCUUUCAGUCUGUGGGAUUUAUUCACUAAGUUAUUCAUACUCCACGAAAACAAGCUCAGGCUCCAAACGUCCUUCUCCCACAGUGUGGUUCGUUACCCAUAAUAACRACUGGGAACUGUAAUGUUUUAAAUUUGAUUAAACUUUCAUUCCGAGCUGCAUGAACAGGAGUGAGAAGAAGUGAAAGCAAUAAGCAGAACGAUGUCGAGAACGAUUCAAAAUGUCAUAAUUGUAUGACUGUAAUAUUGCAAUGGUAAUUGCAAUAAAAUGCACAAUAUCACCUCAUAAAGAAUGGUUUUAUCUGUCACAUGCACUUUGUUGUCAAGCCAGUUGCUAAACUGUAUUUUCUGUGUGACGAUGGGAAUAAAAAUAAACCAGAAUCAAUA